AUGAGCAAAGAUUAUAAAUAAUUAGCUAUUUAAUAUCAUUUGGCUUAUAUGAAUCUAAAACAAAGGAUUGAUUUGUCUUAAAGAGCAUUUAAUGUAUACAAUCCUAUUUAAUUAGACAAUUGAUUUUAAAGUGCAAUUGGAAGUAUAUUACCAAUAAAAAUUAAAAUCAGUCAUAGAUAAAUAUGAGGAUCAUAAAUAUGAUGAAGUGUUUUAGUAUAUAAUUACUAACUGUUCAAAUAAAUAUCAAGCUUAAGAAUAACUGAUAACAGAUAUGAAAAAUGCUAGAGAAGAAUUCUCAAAAAAUAUAAAUAAUUAUUAACAAUAAUUCCUCAAUUUACAUGACAAAAAAGAGAAGUAAAAUUAGUAUAACUUAGAUCUAUAAAUAAAUUAAAGUUAGCAUAAUAAAAAUUGGUUUAAAGCUAAUCCUUUUAUGUUUCGAUUACAAAAGUAUUUGAAAGAAAUGUUUUGACAAUUGAAUUAGUUAAUAAUAAUGUCGAUUAAAAGUUGGGCCACAUGAAAACAAUCUAAGAUCUUAUGAAAAAUAAAGAGAAUACAUUUGGAAAUUAUAAAAUAGCUGUAGAAAAAUUUAAUUAAUAAUAUAAUGAAAUCUUACCUGAAAUGGAAUUGUUUGUCAAUUAGAUUAAAGAGCUUGAAUCAAAUGUAGCUGAAUGCAUAAGAUAAUUAUUUCAAAAAAUUGCACUGGCUGAAGUAUCUGCUUUAAGAAACAGGUAUUUAUAUAAUAUAACUUUAGGUAAUAUGAUUUAGAUUAAGUUAUCAAAUAUUUAGAUAAAGUUGACUUUACAAAAAUUAAUACAGUUUUUAAGUUUACAGACGAAGCCUAUGCACCUGCAAAAGUUGAACAAUUUUAAACAUUUUCAACAAAAAUUGUAAAUAAUUAUCUUCAUAAAUUUAAUUUUGUUGGUUAAGAUGAGAAAAAUCUAUAAGAUUAAGAAUAAUAAUAAUAGGAGGAAACUUUAUUACAAGAAUAAAAAUAGAAAAUAGAAGAAUUUUCAACUACUUUAUAAAAUAAACAAGAUUUAUCAGAAAAAUUAAUUAAUUCUAUUGAAUAAAGUAUAAAUCAGAAUACUGCUUAUACAAUUUUACACUCUUUGUCUCAACUUAUCAAGUAAUAUUACUGUUUAUGGUAGAGCUCCAGUAUCUAUUGGAAAACGUAAUCUUUAAAUGAUAUAAUCAUUAUUUAAUAAAUUAUUGGAUUUCAUUCCUAAAGAAGGUCCUAAUAUACAUAAGAUUCAAAAACUAUCUACAUUUAUUUACUCAUAAUAAGAAGAGGUAAUUUCAUUAUUUUAGAUUUUGUGUUAAAAUCCUAUUUUCUCAAAAAAAACUGAUUAUUGGGAAUGGUUAAUAUUCUGGCAGGUAAAUCAAACAUGUGAAGGAGUAGAAGACUCUGAUAGAUAAUUGAUCAUAUUUCAAUAAUUUUAAAAUACUGUUUAAUAGAUGGUUUAAGCCAAAAUUCCUGUUUAAAUUAUAAACACUUUCACUUCGGAUUUAGCACCAUAUUAUGGAUUAAAAGCAUAAUAAAUCGAAGAGAUUAAGAAAUUAUUAUCAAAAUUUAUUCUAGCAUAGCAAUCUAAUCCAAGCUCAAAAUUGUAAAUUCAGUCUUUUGAUUCAGUAGAAUGAA
Messenger RNA from Paramecium pentaurelia, 1639 nucleotides. The record is from the annotation of a GenBank genome assembly. NCBI's taxonomy places the organism in Eukaryota, Ciliophora, Oligohymenophorea, Peniculida, Parameciidae.